UCUAGAGAGAGAAACUUAGUAACCCCAAUCGAUGGUUACUACUAAAAAAGGCAACCCAGACUCACAUUUAAAAGAAUAAAUCAAUCACACCCACCUUCCCUCACUAAUUUAUAUCCAUAAAAAUUAAAUAUCUCACAAUUUAAAAAAAAAGAAUUUUAUUUUAUAGGGUGUUGUUAUAAUUUAAUUUCUUUCUCAAAAAAGUUCUCAUUUUUCAUUUUCUUUGGGUUAUUUCAUCUGGGUUUAGCUCCAAGAGAUCCAUCUUUUCUGGUUUUUUUUCUCUCUUUUUUGCAUAUUAAAGCACUAUAAAUUUUGCGGUUCAAGGAGCUAGAUUAGAGGAGAAAAAUGGUGAGAGGGAAAACACAGAUGAAGAGAAUAGAGAAUGCGACGAGCCGGCAAGUGACGUUUUCAAAGCGUCGAAACGGGUUGUUGAAGAAGGCAUUUGAACUCUCAGUUCUUUGUGAUGCUGAAGUUGCUCUCGUUAUUUUUUCUCCUAGAGGAAAGCUCUAUGAAUUUGCAAGCUGUAGCACGCAGGAAACAAUUGGAAGAUACCAAAGGCACGUAAGAGAGGUCCAACCUGCUAAAGAAGCAUCUGUUGAAGAUAAUAUGCAGGACUUAAAGGAAGAAACUGCGAUUUUGGUGAAGAAGAUAGAGGCGGUUGAAGCUGCAAAACGGAGGCUUUUGGGAGAGAAUUUAGGGUCAUGCAGUUUAGAGGAGCUGCAGCAACUGGAGAGCCAGUUGGAAAGAAGUUUUCACAAAAUCAGAUCAAAAAAGAAUCAAGUUUUCAGUGAACAAAUAAAGCAGUUGAGAGACAAGGAGAAGCGACUUGCUGCUGAAAAUGCAAGGCUUACUGAAAAGUGUAUUAUUAUGGUAAAUCGACAGUACGAAACGGUGCCAAAGGAGUCAAAUAUGCAGAUGAUAUUAGCAGAGGAUGCAUCACCAUCUGAAGAUACAAUAAGCCAGAUUUCGGACGUCGAGACAGAUCUUUUUAUUGGAUUACCGGAGACCAGAAUUAGGCGUCUUCCUAAUGCAUAGUUAUUAUUAAUCAGCUGGUUAUAGUUUAAUAAAAAUAUAUAUAGCAGCUGAUUUUAUAAUAUGUUAUAUAUAUGCUUAAUUAUCGUUUAAUAUAUAGUUUUGAAUGUGGAAUUAAUGAUAAUGUAUGUGGCUUAAGUAUUUGUAUAAGUUCAUCAUGUAAGAGUUCAUAUAUGUGGCUUAAGUGUAUAAUGUAUGUGGCUUAAGUAGUCCUGUUUAGUUCUCUCAAUGUUACGUACGUGGAUCUUCCAUAUAUCUUUCCUACUGCUUGUAAUAUACCAAGUAUUUUUUUUUUU
Molecule: messenger RNA, 1325 nt
Organism: Spinacia oleracea (spinach)
Lineage: Eukaryota; Viridiplantae; Streptophyta; Magnoliopsida; Caryophyllales; Amaranthaceae
Product: MADS-box protein SOC1
Exons: 8
Coding region: 343-1032 (229 amino acids)
Biological process (GO): positive regulation of transcription by RNA polymerase II
Cellular component (GO): nucleus
Molecular function (GO): protein dimerization activity; DNA-binding transcription factor activity; RNA polymerase II transcription regulatory region sequence-specific DNA binding
Source: RefSeq, a predicted model, not a curated record